AAAAAAAAAGAAGAUCAAUUUUAAAGAGACAACAACAAAGUGAUGACAAAGUGCCAAGUGCCAUCUGCCCUAAUUCACCAGAUUGAACAAGAAUUGGAUAAAGAAGAAGAUGAGCUAAUGAUUUUCCUGUGCCGGGACCUUGCUCCUGACUUAGCUACUGCAGACCUUAGAGAGCUGCUGGUGACUUUGAAUGAGAGGGAGAAACUGUCUCUGUAUGGCUUGUCUGAGUUGUUGUACAGAGUUAAGAGGUUUGACAUGCUGAGGAGGAUCUUGAAGACUGAGAAGGCAACAGUGGAAGCUAACCUUGCCAGAUGUCCCAGACUUAUUUCCGAUUACAGGGUGUUAAUGGCAGAGAUUAAUGAGAAUCUGGAAAAAGAAGAAGUCGAUUCACUUGCUUUCCUACUCAGAGAUUAUGUACCUCGUAUGAAAAUGGGAAAAGAUAAGAGUUUUAUAGGUCUUGUGAUUGACCUAGAAAAACUAAAUUUAGUGGCUUCUAAUCAACUGGAUUUGUUAGAAGACUGUUUUCAAAACAUUCACAGAAUGGACCUGAUUAGGAAGAUUCAGAAGUACAAACAAGAAGCUAUAAUGCCCUCCGUUCAUUCUCAGCCAGUAUAUGUAAAUGCACUUCAGGCAUCUCUCCCUAAUCUCAGUCUGAUUGAUCCCCCUUACAAUUCUGGGAUCCAAGAUGUGAACCAGGAGAGAACACAAAACAGGCCAGGCCUUAUUCAGGCAGAACCAGUCCAUAUAUCAAUUCAGGAAUCAGAACCAAUGUCACACAAGGUGUUCGAUGAUCAAUACAGAAUGCAAAGUCAGCCUUUAGGAAUAUGCCUGAUCAUAGACUGUAUUGGCAAUGACUCUGAUGUGUUGGAAGAGACCUUCAGAGACUUAGGCUAUGAUGUUCAUUGUUUCAGAUAUUUAAAUAUGGAUACCAUGAAUCAAAAGUUGCGUGAAUUUGCAAGAUUGCAAAAGCACAGAAAUUGUGACAGUUUCAUCUGCAUAUUGGUCAGCCGGGGUAGCCCUCAGAGUGUGUUCUGUACAGACCAGACCUUUCCUGGAUUCCCAUUGGAACGAGUAAAGAAAUACUUCACAGCAGAUUCCUGUCCUGAACUCCUAGGAAAACCGAAGCUCUUCUUCAUUCAGAGUUACGUUGUGCCAGAAAAUGAGCAAGGAUGUACUAGUCUGUUGGAAAUAGAUGGGAAUGAUGAUAACAUCAUUUCUAAUGCAAAAAUACCAUGGAAAGUUACUAUACCCCAAGUAGCAGACAUCUUUUGGAGUCAGUGUAAGGUGGAUGUGUCUACACUAGAAAGGUCUCCAGGUUCAUCCUCAUAUUACCUACAUUGUCUGGCUGGGCUACUCCGCAAUCCACAUAAAAGGAAACUCUCUAUUUUAGACAUCCAUACAGAACUGAACAGAGAAGUCUAUGAGUGGAACAAGACCAUUGACCCAAGCCAGCAAUACUCACUUCUGCUCCAACACACAUUGAGGAAGAAACUUUUUCUUUCUUCUGCUUAACCGUUGUUGGAAAGUACUGUCUGAAAUACC
Messenger RNA from Tinamus guttatus (white-throated tinamou), 1542 nucleotides. RefSeq names its product CASP8 and FADD like apoptosis regulator (gene CFLAR). Gene Ontology annotation, molecular function: protein binding; cysteine-type endopeptidase activity. Gene Ontology annotation, biological process: regulation of apoptotic process; proteolysis. The record is from RefSeq and is a predicted model, not a curated record. Lineage: Eukaryota; Metazoa; Chordata; Aves; Tinamiformes; Tinamidae.